AUGCGGAUUCAAUUGCUUCCAGUGGCCUCUUUACUGUGGACCGCCUAUGGUCAGAUCGUGUCACCGGCGACCGGUCUGAGUUUCGACGGUGCAGGUGCCGUCAGUCUGUUCUGGGGCUUGGACAACGAUGCCACGUCCAGCUAUGACUUUUAUCUCUGUGCCGGUGACGAGACGACAGACAAAUACGACUCUCUGACCCAAGUCAUCAAAAAUGGCGUCUAUAGGGCAGGCGAUAUGGUGACAUUUAAAGUCGACCAAGAUGUAGGAGGAAGUGAUCAUGAGGCAUAUUUCUUAAGAAUUGUGUUAUCAAGCCCUCACGAUUACUGGUCCGGAUUCACCUCCCACUUCACUUUGACCAACAUGACAGGUUCAUUCUCAGCAAAGGUGACCGACGCUCUGAAAACAAUGCAGACCAAACCCGCGCUUGCGAUCCCCUGGCCUCCAGUAGACGAAGAUCACCUCAUCGAGGCCGAAGAAGUCGCAUCCGCCUUCAAUAUCUCGAGCCCCACAAGCACCCUGACCGAGAAGGUCCUACAAUUCCCAACCGCGGCCCCCGGAGAUGCAAUUGAGCACGAGCUGCGAAAGCGACAAGUCGCCGCUGUCGGCGCUGGUGCUGCAGCGGCUGCCCCCGCUGUUGACCAACAUACGAUCCCAUAUGGAGAACAGAAAGGGUUGACCAGGUACGCGCCUAUGCCUAAAAGGGCUGGCAGUACGAUUGCGACUAGAUCCGCCACGCCUCAAUACCCGCCUUUCCCAUUCUCCAUUGCGACUGCUUAUUUGGAGGCGGCGACGGUGCAGUAUACCGAAAUGGCGUAUGCUACUUGGACUGCAAACAGCAUUGAGAACACGGCUGCUCCUGCUCCUACGCCCACUCUGGACAAGAGAAUGCAAAAGUGGCUGGACCGUUGGAAGGAUUGA
This is a messenger RNA of Penicillium brevicompactum, 918 nucleotides long. RefSeq names its product putative beta-1,6-glucan biosynthesis protein (Knh1). The transcript has 4 exons. NCBI's taxonomy places the organism in Eukaryota, Fungi, Ascomycota, Eurotiomycetes, Eurotiales, Aspergillaceae. Gene Ontology annotation, cellular component: extracellular region. The coding region runs from base 1 to 918 and encodes 305 amino acids. Gene Ontology annotation, biological process: fungal-type cell wall organization; cell wall biogenesis; (1->6)-beta-D-glucan biosynthetic process. The record is from RefSeq and is a predicted model, not a curated record.